GAUGUGAGGGAUUAUGGCUGUGUUUGGAAUGUGGCCUAGAGGUGAAAGUCUCUGAGCAGCCAUGGACAGAUUUGUGUUCGAGCAAGAGAGAAAGGUAUUGCGAGACUGAACUUGUAGAGCCGUGCAGACGUUACCGUCUGUUAGACCCCAAGCAGUCAGAUACAGAGUUGAUUCCAUGAGAAUUAAGACGUUUCAAGCAGGAAAAAUUGUUUACCUUGUCUUGUCUUUUUUGAAUGGGACUUUUGGAGGCGGAGAGUAGGGUGGCAAAAUACGAUAGGCCGAGCGAGAGAGGAGAGGCAAAGCUUGUAGACGGAAAGCAGGAGAAGCAGAAGAGGGAGGAACAGAGACGCAGCCUGCGGCAGAGGAGGAGGACAGCCGAGUUGGGACUCAGCAGGUGGUGUCACCUGAGCGGCACGGGCGGGCUGGGAAAAAGUGGGAGGAGGUUGGAAGAGCCAGGAAUGAGGACAGACCGGUUUCCUGCACUUCUGCAGGACUGUUCUAAGCUUAGGUUCUGUAUAGCAGAUUUUGAUUCAGCCUUAAUCAAGGGAACACCAUGGAUUAAGAACCUUAACGCUGCAUCUUCUGUGGGCUGCAUACCUGAGAAGGAGUACUGUAAUGAAGAGGCUGCAGCAGAAUGCCCUGUGGUGGACCUGCGAAGGUCUACCCUUGGGGUGCGACACGUUGGCAACAGCAGGAAAACUGUGAGCAUGUAUGGCUCCUUGGAUGAACCUCAGAAACAACGAAUUACGACAGUGGGUCAUGAACAUAGGUCACAGAGACCUCACAGUGUGUGCAUGCUGUCUGCCUCUCAGUCAAGCAGUGUGCUAGUAACUAAUUCCUCCUCAGCUAAAACGGGUAAACGUGACCAGCUUCAACAGCAUAGAUGUAGGAGAGCAAUUGAUGGCCUCAAGCAAGACAUGCCUCCGUCUUUUCGGUUACCCCCAUACCCGCAACAGGAGGUCCUACAGCGCCGACCCCUACAAACAACUGGAAGACCUCGGCCUGUCAGCAUGACCGUUUUAGAACUUAAGGAGAACUUUAGUAAAUCACAAGAUGAACUGGCUAAUCGCACUUCCAGUGAUGCCGCAAGCCUGCCACGCUCUGGUUUUCGAUGGAGGCUCUUUGGCCGACCGGCUCAGGAUAAAGAGUUGACUUCCAUGCCAGGACAGACAAGCAGCAAACCAGAGAAGCCAAAGAAACGGUUUAGCUCUUUACGAAGGAGCCUAAGCCUUAGACUCAAGCGGAAUUGUAAUCAAACAGAGCACAAUUCUGUACGAGAAAGAACAUGGACAGCAAGUGCGAAAGAAGAUGUGACCCGGUCCAACCAGCCAUUCUCUUAUCUGACUGGCAGGACAUUGUCUCCUGCUUAUGAAGGAGACAAUGAGGACCAGAGAGGCAAGAAGUUAAUUGAGUUCCAAACCAGAGGGAAAGUCUCGGUUAUCGAGGUCCCCUUAGCCCCACCUAAACUCACCAAGCCCCCCAAACCGACGUCUUUAGAGCCGAAUUUUUGGCAACUCUUCACUAGACGCUUCAAGAGAAAAGGCAACAAAUCUGAGACCUGUGCUGAAAGCCAACUACCUGGCAGUGAUCCCCCAGCCUGGAAUAAAAACCCACAGCCAGUUACCAUAGAGACACUAAAGGGCAUUGAUUUCAGCAAAGGUCGAGAUUCCUUCGUGAACAGUCAGGAGUGGACAUUGAGUAGAUCAGUUCCAGAGCUCAAAGUGGGCAUUGUGGGUAACCUGUCCAGCGGGAAGUCUGCCCUUGUGCACCGGUACCUGACAGGAACAUAUGUUCAGGAGGAGUCUCCAGAGGGAGGAAGGUUUAAAAAGGAGAUUGUGGUAGAUGGACAAAGCUAUCUGCUGCUAAUCCGAGACGAGGGAGGACCCCCUGAGCUUCAGUUUGCUGCCUGGGUGGACGCCGUGGUGUUUGUCUUCAGCUUGGAGGAUGAGAUCAGUUUCCAGACGGUUUAUAACUACUUCCUGCGCCUGUCCAGCUACAGGAACACGGCCGAGGUGCCCAUGGUGCUGGUGGGAACGCAGGAUGCCAUCAGUGCCACCAAUCCACGAGUAAUCGACGACGCCCGAGCCCGGAAGCUCUCUAACGACUUGAAGCGGUCCACCUACUACGAGACCUGCUCUACUUAUGGCCUCAAUGUGGAGAGAGUCUUCCAGGAUGUCGCUCAGAAAGUGGUGGCACUGAGGAAGAAGCAGCAGUUGGCCAUCGGGCCGUGCAAAUCCCUGCCAAACUCGCCUAGCCACACGUCUGUCCCCGCCGCUGCCAUCCCCUCCGUACACCUCAACCAGGCUGCUAACGGAGGGGGUGCACCAUUCAGUGACUACUCCUCCUCAGUGCCCUCCACCCCCAGCAUGGGGCAGCGGGAGAUGCGCAUCGAGACCAUCGCUGCCUCAAACACGCCCACGCCCAUCCGCAAGCAGUCCAAACGCCGCUCCAACAUCUUCACAUCGCGGAAAGCCAGUGAGCAGGCAAAGAGCGCUGAGUGUAAAACAGACAGCAUAGGCAGUGGGAGGGCCAUUCCCAUCAAACAGGGCAUUCUGCUAAAGAGGAGCGGCAAGUCGCUAAAUAAAGAGUGGAAAAAGAAGUAUGUGACGUUGUGCGACAACGGCGUCCUCACCUAUCAUCCUAGCUUACACGAUUACAUGCAGAACGUUCACGGGAAAGAGAUCGAUUUGCUCCGGACGACGGUCAAAGUCCCGGGGAAAAGGCCGCCCCGGGCGGUGGCUACAGUAGCACCGAAUGCUAGCCCCAAAAGCAACGGAUUAACCAAGGACAGGAGCACACUGCAGCUCGGCAUCGGAGCCACAGGCGCUUCGCACUCGAACAGCAGCACCUCUCUGCAAUCUGGAGGCGUGGCCUCAGGACUGGGUGUGGCCUCUGUGGGCGGGGCUAAAGAGGGAAUGCAUCAGCGCUCUUUCUCUGUGUCCAGUGCUGAGCAGUGGAAUGAAGCAGUUAACACGAGCUGUGCUUCAGCCAACGGGACUUUGGAUUCUCUCAGCGCCGCUUCUGGCCUAAGCGGACCUACAAGUCCCAAACUGGAACCACCUCCUUCGCCACAUGCUAACCGCAAAAAGCACAGGAGGAAAAAGAGUACAGGCAUUACCAAACCAGAUGGGCUAUCUGCAGGGAAUGAAGAGCAAGAAGAGUCGUUUGAGUUUGUCAUCGUGUCACUGACUGGACAGAUGUGGCAUUUCGAAGCAUCAGCCUAUGAGGAAAGAGAGCUCUGGGUCCAAGCCAUCGAGAGUCAGAUAUUUGCCAGCUUGCAGUCAUGUGAAAGUAGCAAGAAUAAGUCACGAUUAGGGAGCCAGAGCGACGCCAUGACCAUCCAGUCCAUCAGGAACGUGAGAGGAAACAGUUUCUGUGUGGACUGCGACUCCCCCAAUCCAGACUGGGCGAGUCUGAACCUUGGUGCUCUAAUCUGUAUCGAGUGCUCAGGGAUCCAUCGGCACCUGGGAACUCACCUGUCACGUGUGCGCUCGCUGGACCUGGACGACUGGCCUGUGGAGCUGAGCAUGGUGAUGACUGCUAUCGGAAACGCGAUGGCCAACAGCGUGUGGGAGGGAGCACUGGAGGGAUAUACCAAACCUGGAGCUGAUAGCACCAGGGAAGAGAAGGAGCGCUGGAUCAGGGCAAAGUAUGAGCAGAAGGUCUUCCUUCUGGGCCUGCCUCAGUCAGACGUGCCCCUGGGGCAGCAACUCCUGCGGGCUGUGGUGGAAGACGACUUGAGGAUGGUGGUGCUGCUGCUGGCUCACGGCACUAAGGAUGAGGUGAACGAGACGUACGGUGACGGGGACGGUCGCACGGCUUUGCACCUCUCCUGCGCCAUGGCCAACGUGGUCAUUACACAGCUGCUAAUCUGGUACGGUGUGGACGUGAAGAGUCGCGACGCCCGCGCUCAGACGCCACUGUUCUUUGCCCGGCGAGCAGGAAGUCAGGAAUGUGUCGACAUCCUCAUCCAACAUGGCUGCCCUUCAGAUUCCGGUGGCACGUCGACGCCGACUAACACGCGGCACAAUCCCAACGCCAACCCCAACGCCAACAACAACAACGGACAAUGCGAGAUAAACCGCAGCAUUAGCAUCAUGUAGAUCCCAAAACACGCCGUGCUGUAAGCCUUCAGUGUCCCAGUGCCAUGAUACUGUGACUUCCUUUUCCCUGCCUUUAGCCAUUUCCACAGGAAACUCCACUGUAUGUCGUGUCGCCGUUCACGUUAGCGUCGUAAAAUCUUCCUGUUGCUCCAUUGUGUCGAGUCAGUGUGUAAAUCUGUACGUGCCAGGUUUAAAACCCAAUAUCCAAAAAAACUAUUGCUAUAUUAUGUGGACGCGCUGCACUAUAACACUGUUAACGUAGGAGAAACGUGUAAAUCCCGUAAAGGGUUAGGACUAGGAUAAGGCUUUUAUUUUUUUUUGGUUCAAAUUUGAACAUUUUGCUUUGGUGAGAAUGUAUUUUUUUUUUAUUCGAUUUUAAAGACUGAAGAAGAAAAAAAAAGAGAAAACAGUCUGUAUACUGAUUACCGGAAGCUUUGAACCUGUUGUAUUGUAGAAUUUAAUAAGCUGCAGGUCAUUGGAUGUAAUUUUCGGUCUUAAGCAUUCAAGCACGUCAAAGAAUUUUCUCAGCUUUUUCAUCAAAGCAGGUAGCCGCCUAAGAAUACCUCUUCAGUCGAGGCUAAAGGACAUGAUUACACCGAGCGGAGAAUAAUACGUUCGUUAUCAGGGCUUUGUGAGAGCGAUUGGAGGAGGACGCUGAAGUGGUCUUCUGACUCUUUGACACUGGGGUCUACAUACACGUUUUUAUAUAUAUAUAUAUAUAUAUAUAUAUAUAUAUAUAUAUAUAUAUAUAUAUAUAUAUAUAUAUAUCGAAUGAAAGAUCUGUUAAGUGACCUACGUUUUGCUGUGAAUGUGUGUGUGCUUAGAAGAUGCUCAUUUACCUCCUCCCUACUUGAUUAUGCAUUGACGAGGACAUUUUCCAUUUUGUACUGAUGUAGGAUAACAGGAUUCCGGACGGUACGACGGUUUACGUACAUAAUUGUGUAUAUAGUAGCUUCUAUUUCCCUCUGACUGCCUCAUCCAACCAUUUAGGUGCUAAACAAAAAAUAAAAAAUAUAAUAAUAAAAAAGCUUGACCAACGUUGUUGCCUCUCUAGUGACUCUUAACGGAAUGGAAGCUAUCGCUGGUAAGGAUACUAGCAUGGUUUCGAGUUCCUGAUUACCUGAUUAGCCAUGCUAGCUUUUUUUUUUUUUUUUUUUUUUUUUAAAAAAACAUGAACUGAUAAAAACAACACUUUGAUUCAUCUCAUGUCAUGUUAACGAGCUACGAGGGAAGGAACUAACACAUCAGAGAAUAAGUCAUGAGAAAAUGUUCUUUUUAUUUAUUUCUUUUUAUGCCGUGCAGUAUUUUAUGUUUGGAGAGCGUUUGUUUGUAUCUGUAGCUUUUCCACUCGUACUUUAACAAUCCUUUGAAAGAAUAAGUUACGUCAUUCUGUACAUCAUUUUUAAACAUUACGAGUUAACGUCGAUUCCUUUCGAGUUGUACGUCCGCAAAGGUGCCAACGUUUAUAGUUUCCGAGCCGUUCAUACCAGGAUUAAUUCAAAUUUCCAGCCUAAAUACAUCUCAGAACACCACAGUGCCCUAAAACCAACCACUGGACCUUCUCAGUUCACCAUAGUGCGCAGGCAUUUCUUUCGUUCGUCUUUUUAUCAGUCGUCGCCUCGUCUCUGUGAUCCCUCUUUACCCUCUACCCGUCUUUUGCGAUAAAUCUUAAAACUGGAAUGCUUCUGCACCUCUUAGGUGCUGGUUUGACUUUUGUCUUGUUGCAAAAGCCAAAGAUUUUGUCAAAAAGGGAUCGUUGAAGCCAAGGAGCCCCAAAAAACCCUACGGAUUUGUUCUUUUCCUCCGUGAUAUUGUUCCAAAAACUUGCCCGACUUUGUUUAGAGAAAAAACAUGCGACUGGCACAAGACUGUUGGUAGAAAAGUCAAUUCACCAAAAGGAAAUGGCCACACGUUUACUCCUGCUAGAGAAUAAAUUCACUGCUCAUGUUACACAUCUGCUAUGAGGUCAGAGAAAGUGGGUGGGGCUAUGAGCUAUUUGUUUAAAUAAAUAAAUAAAUAAAUGGAGGAGCUGCUUGUAAAAAUUGUAAUCAUCACACCACAAUUUUGCCUUAUUGUUUAUCUUUUUUCUCGUUGCCUUCUAGCAUUUUCUUGCUAGUAACGUUGGCACCUCUGCGUCAGACCUUCAUCUGAAAAAAUUAGUCUUUAAAGUUUUCUGUGUAUUUGAUUGGUUCUGCUGUGUGCUGAUUGGCUUGAGAGCUGGUGCACCGAACGGAAGGCGCUGAACUGACUAAACUUCCAGAAUUACACGCGCACUUCUCUUUUUUUUUUUCCUCCUACAAGAGAGCAUUUUAGCCCUCUUUCAGUUUCCUUUUUUUUUUUCCUUCAGUACCGUACAUUGGUCUCGAUGUGUCUGUCAUUGCAUUGCCUGACCAUCAGAGGUACAUUUUGUGUAUAAUGAUGUACAUUUGACAUAUUUAUAAAAAAAAUGUAAAAAAAAAUUAAAAAAAAAAAAAAAUACGUCGGAUGUAAAUAUUGUUGUUUUUUUUUUUUUUUUUUUCGCUUUUAUUAAGCGGUUUGUCCAUUUUGUUUGUUUAAUUUUUCUUCCCUUUUCAAGUUUUCCAUUAUUUUUACAUAAUGAAGUGACUUCAUGAGCGUGAGCUCGGAUGCUUGGCUGACUAUUGACAUAAUAAACACUCGAAUAAAAAUGAUUUAUACUGUA
Tachysurus vachellii is the source of this 6783-nucleotide messenger RNA. RefSeq names its product ArfGAP with GTPase domain, ankyrin repeat and PH domain 3 (gene agap3). Gene Ontology annotation, molecular function: GTP binding; GTPase activity; GTPase activator activity. The transcript is spliced from 18 exons. Bases 234 to 4103 code for a protein of 1289 amino acids. The record is from RefSeq and is a predicted model, not a curated record. Gene Ontology annotation, cellular component: nucleus. Lineage: Eukaryota; Metazoa; Chordata; Actinopteri; Siluriformes; Bagridae.